Molecule: messenger RNA, 1236 nt
Organism: Vicia villosa (hairy vetch)
Lineage: Eukaryota; Viridiplantae; Streptophyta; Magnoliopsida; Fabales; Fabaceae
Product: receptor like protein 29-like
Exons: 1
Coding region: 1-1236 (411 amino acids)
Molecular function (GO): protein binding
Source: RefSeq, a predicted model, not a curated record
AUGGAUGAUUCAAUCCUAAAAUUAGCAGUCAUUUGGUUAGCCUUCAUUCUCUUUGUUGUCUUCCCCCCCGAAAACCAACCUUCCAUUGAUCCACUUGAACAAAAUGCUGUCUACCGUCUUCUCAACUCCCUCAACCCAACCCUUCCUUGGACCACUCUCUACCCUAACGACCUCUGUAUCUCACCCCCACACUUCCUCCUCUGCGACUCUCAAUCACACAUUGUUGCAAUCACUUCCCCACCUUGUUCCCCUAACGCCACUCUCAACGAUCCUCUCCUCUUCACUCCUUUCACCCACCUCCGCAAACUCACCUUCUCCAAAUGCUUCAACAACUCACUCAACCCCAUUCACUCCCUUCCAUCUCUCCCUCCAUCUCUCCAACAACUCAUCCUCAUCGACAACCCGUCUAUCCUCUCGCCUCUUCAGCCUUUCCUCCACAACCUCACCUCUCUGAAGAAACUCGUCUUGACCGGAAACGGUUUCCACGGCCAACUCCCGCCGCAGAUAGGUCUCUUUCCUAAUCUCGUAGAGCUUAAUCUUUCCAGAAACAAUCUCUCCGGUGAACUUCCGGCGACUAUCGGAAGGCUGAAGAAACUCAAGAUUCUUGAUCUCAGUGGCAACGACUUUAAAGGAAGUGUCCCCGAACAGGUUGGAAAUCUCGUUUCUCUUUCGAAACUUAACUUGAGUCACAACGAGUUUACCGGUAAAAUACCAGAGAGUUUUAUUCAGUUGAAAAACAUCAAGUAUUUUGAUCUAAGCUUCAACCGUUUUGGUAAAUUCGGUGUCCCUUUGUUCUUAUCUGAGUUUACCAAAAUGAAGGAAGUUUAUCUAAGCGGGAAUAAACUCUCCGGUGAGAUUCCGGAAAUAUGGGAAAAACUUGAUCGUCUUGAGAAAAUAGGGUUUUCUGAUAUGGAUUUGGUUGGUAAAAUCCCAGUUUCAAUGUUUUUUUAUUUGGAAAAUCUGUCUUAUCUUGCCCUUGAUAACAACAACCUUCACGGUCGUAUUCCUGAUGGAUUUUGGUAUCUUGCGCCAUAUGUGGAGGAGAUCAACUUGGAGAAUAACAAUUUGAGUCAGACAAUGGCACUCACCUGUGGAGCAGAAAUUAUGCUGAACAAGUUGAAGUUGGCAGGGAAUGUUGGGAUGCGUUUGAAAAUCAGCAAUCGUGGGUGUUCUUCUUGUCCUAAAUAUGGAUGUGGAGGUGUCUACGGUAGCUACAAAAGAACUGAUGAAUGGUGA